Physella acuta is the source of this 3170-nucleotide messenger RNA. RefSeq names its product DDB1- and CUL4-associated factor 5-like. Lineage: Eukaryota; Metazoa; Mollusca; Gastropoda; Physidae. The record is from RefSeq and is a predicted model, not a curated record. Gene Ontology annotation, molecular function: protein binding. Gene Ontology annotation, cellular component: Cul4-RING E3 ubiquitin ligase complex; cytoplasm. Gene Ontology annotation, biological process: negative regulation of fatty acid biosynthetic process.
ACGAAAUAUUUUGUAAAUAGAGAAGCUGAUCGAAAAUAAUCUAUCGAUUUUACUACUGAUUAGUUCAUGAGAAUUGUAUUAUCAAUUAGAUUAAAAUAAACCACCAUAUCAGAAUGGAUAUGAAACGUAACCAUUUUAUACCAACCCCACUAGGGCUUCGUGAACGUGAAAGGCAGGGCUUAUCACUGACAAAUUCCAAACAGAUCUUGUUUGGGCAUCGGACUGCACUGUCGCAGAGCCUAUUUAAAACCGAUCUUCGUGGUCAUUUUGGUUGCGUCAAUGCAAUUGAGUAUUCAAGUGAUGGAGAACUAAUUGCUUCUGGUGGUGACGAUAGACGUCUUCUUAUCUGGAAUGUUGCUCAGACAAUUUUCAAUAAAAAGAAACCCACUGUGAUAGACACACUUCACAUAAGCAAUAUCAACUCCUGUUGUUUUGAUGUGGAUAAUAAAAAAGUUGCCACUGGCGGCAAUGAUGGACAAGUCAUAGUUCACGAUUUCAAUGUUUGUCAGUCCACUGCUGUGUACGGGUUAAGUGACGCCAUCUACUGCCUUUCUCCAGACCCUGUUAAUUCCACCAUCCUUGCUACAGCCAGUGAUGAUGGGAAAGCCUUAAUCCUGGACACUCGUCUACCAGUAGAUAAUGGUCCCUUUGUGUUGGCUAAUCAGGACUCUGCUAUGCACUCUAUAAUGUUUAACCCACUAGACCCCAGACUGCUGGCCACAGCCAACUCUAAACAUGGCAUUGGACUCUGGGAUAUAAGGAUGCCACUAAAGUCACUGAACUACAAAAGUAAUGUUCUCAACUGUAUGAGUGUUCGCUUCAACAGUCGAGGUGAUAGACUGUUAUCCCUCCGACGACGUGCCUCACCCAUUCUUUACGACAUUGGUAAAAUGCAUCCUAUCUAUGAGUUUGAUUUUGAGACGUACUACAAUGCUUGUACAUUAAAGAGCUGCAGCUUUGCUGGUCUUCAUGAUGAGUAUGUCAUGUCUGGAUCAGAUGACUUCUGUAUCUACUUAUGGAAGAUUCCAACCAACUUGUCUGAGGGCUAUAUUCAGUGCCAUCCCCACAUGGUUUUGAAGGGCCACAGAUCUAUAGUGAAUCAAGUCCGCUACUGUCCUCACAACCAGUUCAUCAUUUCAUCAGGAGUUGAAAAGUUGAUCAAGCUGUGGAGUCCAUUCUCCGUGCCCAACUGUACAGGUGAGCUGGUGCAGCAGGCAGGUCAUGUGACUGAGGUGGAGAGAAACGCCUACAGCCACGAGGAGUACAUCCACAUGGUACUGCAGGCGGGCAGUUUCCUGUCACAUGACUACAGCCAUGGCAGCACGGAGGAGGAGCCGUGCAUGAUCGCAUUCUUUGACAGCCUCAUCCAGCGGGAGAUUGAGCAGAACAUUGACUCGGAUGAUGAUAUAACGAAUAGUUCCGACGACAACAAUAACUCGCCUAGUGACGCCGGUGGGGGGGCGGCGGCCGAUCCUAGGGUUGGCCCGGAACCCAGUAGUAGUCUGCCAGAUGUUGUAGCAGACACACCUGUGAGUCUGGAGGGAGAGGAUGCUAGUAGCACCCGCGACACUGUAGGGAGUGCAUCCAGCAGGUUAGAAGAAUCCUCCCGUCCUCUCUACAUGGACCUCGACACCUCGUCUGACUCGGACAGUGAAGUGGAUGAGAUUCUCAGCGCCAUGUACUCCAGGUACAUGACCUCCAGGGAAAAGGCCUUGAACUCUGGCUCCCAGCCCAGUGGGAAGAAAAUCUCCUCGGUUAUAGCUAAAGGUAAACAGAAAACCUAUGCGUUGAAGCGGGCGGCCUAUCCCAAAAAACUUGAGCGGAUCAGGGAGUACCUGCAGCACAGCGGGGACCAGUACCUGAGGGACAACGCCACAAACAUGAAUAUAUUAGUGGACGUCAUUGAGAACUUUGUGGACAAUCUGGUGGCCAGUGAUUCCUCCAGUAACAGCCGGGCGCUGAGUGACACAAAUGAUGGGCAUAUGAGCGCAGACUUGGCCCACAACAAUCUGUCUGAAGCCCAGGAGGAAGUGGCCCAACAGACUAUAACCCUUGAGACUCCACCAUCUCCACCAAGUGCCCAGACAUCACAAAACAGAAGGAACAUUCCAUUAGCUCUGGAUUCAGGCUUGUAUUUUAUGCCAGAACUGCAAGCUUUUGCUCCGGAUAAUUUUAACACCGUUAUAAACAUUGACCAAUCAUCUCGUGGUCAUGGCAACCAGGCCGCCGCCUCAAAUUCUAGUCCUUUAUCCAGUCCAGGUAGCAGCUCUGUGAAUACUAAAAGAAAGUCUUCAUGUACAGAAGCAUCGCAAAAACUUUCCCCACGUGCGUCUUGUAGUAAAACCGAGACAAACUCCGCCCAAAGCCAAACACCCAGCAACCCCUUCGCCUCUGUGACUCUAGACAGAAGCAACUCUGACGCCUCUUUCAGGGCUUUCAUCAGAAAAAACAAUUCCAAGUGUGCGUCUGGCUCCAAGGACAGUGAGCCCAGGUGCUCCAGGUCCAACGGAGCCCACACGACUGGCAGCGAGGCGUCUUGUAGUGUGAGGUCCAAACUAUGCAUGAACUCUGCGCAAGUGACAUCACAUCCUGCCCAGACAUCAGAGUUGAGUAGAGGAGAUUGUACCCCCACACAUCAAGCUGUAGGCAGCAGCCUAGCUACUGCUGGGCCUUCUAUAAAUAACCCACCCACAGAUUCCUGUUCCCCAUCAAAGGAGAGUAACUCUAAUGGCAAAGUACAGUUCAAGAAAGCCAAAUUGAAAGGAAGGAAGUUCCGUUUACAUAGGUCAAACUCAUCAUCCAGUGAAGAUGGUUGAGAUGUUUCAAGUUAAUUGUUAUAAAAAAAAUAUGUUAUUUAAUAUAAUUAUUUUGUUGUAUCCCUUUAUUUUUUUCAAAAUGUUGCCUAAACUUAUUGGUAGCUAGUCGAGAUUUUAUUUGAAUUGUUUUAUCUUUGUCACAUUUGGUGUGUAGACAGUCAUGCCAUAGUAGAUCAUUAUCUCCCUUCUCUCCAGCCAACCUCAGUUCUCUGUCCUGAGCCAUUGGGUCAGUGUUUGACCCAUCUGAUUGGUGUCUGCUCUUGUUGCCAGAUAUUUUGGCUACUUCACCAACUUUGGGAAUUCCACUUUGGUGGAUUUCUGGUGGAUGUUUGAGAUUUUAACAACCAGUACCUG